ACGACGAGUCGGAACUCUUUGAAUAAUUUAAUCGGAAUUAUCUUUAUAAUUUUGUAUUAGGGGGACUUCCAUUCCAUCUUCUGGAAUUAGUCCUCCGCCGUUCGUCGGAUUUUUUUAAUAUCUUCCCGUCUGAAUUCUCCUUCGUUUCCUAAUUUUCCUAAAAAUGUUCCCCAAUCGGCUCUGAAAUCCGAACUCCGAUCGUCUUCGCGGUUUCCUUUUUGACUCCGAUUUCGGACUCUGCUCGUGAUUUUCAUCGUUUCGCUUUGCGAGAUCAGGAGCAGCUAUGUCGUGGAAUGUGUUCAAAUUCUGCACGGCACUGCGUGCUCUGGGUUCCAUCAUGAUCCUCUUAGUUCUAGGUAUAGUCGGUCUCUCCUAUUACGCUUUGGUCGUCGCCAACUAUGGUCCGGCUCUCUUUCGCGGAGACCUCAAUUCGCUUACAGCUCUGCUAGUCUUGCUCUUGUUUCAUUCUUUGUUGGUGAUGCUAUUAUGGAGCUACUUUUCUGUUGUGCUAACAAAUCCGGGGUGUGUUCCACCUUAUUGGAGACCCGAAUUGGAUGAAGAGAAAAGCGAUGUGGAUCCAUUAAUGGCAUCAGAAUAUAGUGGUCCAGGUGCAGUGCCAGAACAAGGUGCUGUGCAUGUGCAAAUUGAUUCUGCAAAUCAAAAAACACGAUUUUGUCGCAAGUGCAACCAUUUUAAACCGCCUCGUUGCCAUCAUUGCUCUGUUUGUGGAAAGUGUGUAUUGAAAAUGGACCAUCAUUGUGUGUGGGUCGUCAAUUGUGUUGGAGCAAAGAACUACAAGUACUUCCUGCUAUUUUUGUUUUACACAUUUCUUGUAACAACCCUGGUCACUUUGUCAUUGUUGCCAUACUUCUUAGCUUUCUUUUCCGAUGGUGAUAUAACAGGAACAGCUGGCAGCCUCGCAGCAAUUUUUAUCACAUUUAUUUUGAAUUUAACAUUUGCAUUGAGUGUUAUGGGUUUUCUGAUAUUGCACAUAUCACUGGUGGCAGCCAAUACCACCACCAUCGAGGCAUAUGAGAAGAAAACCACUCCAAGAUGGCAUUAUGACCUUGGUCGCAGAAAAAAUUUCGAGCAGGUGUUUGGAAUGGAUAAGAAGUACUGGUUUAUCCCUGCAUAUUCACAAGACGACUUAAAGCGGAUGCCUAAUCUCGAAGGUAUUGAAUAUCCAAUGAGGUCAGACUUGAAUCUACUUCAGGAAUUGUAGAAUCAAUCUCACGGAAAGUGUGCAAGCUUCCAUUGUUUGAUACAUAACGACUCGAGUGAUUGCAUCAAAGGGAGAGAGCCUGAGCCCAGAAGACAUCAUCUUGAUCCUUGAAUUGAGUGACAGGUCAGUUAAAUAUUAGUAUCUUAACAAACAAUGGUCUUCUCUUAGUCUCAGGUGGUGCGCCGUAUGUGUAUAAUAAUAGUUGGAAAUCCAUUGGUCUGCUAAGUGAUUCACAAAUUGUAUUAGUUUGUGUUCAGUUUUAGCACAUUGUACCUUUUUUUGUCUAAUGUAUAUUUGUUAUCUUUAUGGAAACCACCUUAGUUUUGAGAUGUAGCCUGUUAUGAUGGUCCAUCUGCAUCAUUUCAUGGGGACUCCCACCCCUUGGAAAUUAGUCAUAUUAUUGCAA
This is a messenger RNA of Momordica charantia (bitter melon), 1628 nucleotides long. RefSeq names its product putative protein S-acyltransferase 14. The record is from RefSeq and is a predicted model, not a curated record. Gene Ontology annotation, molecular function: palmitoyltransferase activity. NCBI's taxonomy places the organism in Eukaryota, Viridiplantae, Streptophyta, Magnoliopsida, Cucurbitales, Cucurbitaceae.